AUGACUUCAAACCCUCAAACUAGAUUAACAUUAUCAUACGAUCCCUUAAACCAAUUACGAUCAGAAUUUAUAAUCAAAUCAAACUCACGUCAAUUCUCAUCACAAUUUUCAAAUUUAUAUUAUCAAAGAUUAUUAAAAUUAAAAUCAAAUUUACAAUCAUCUUCAAAAGUUAAAUGGAAAGAUGAAUUUAAAUCUGUUAGGAUCUUGGAUAUUCUUGUUGGUCAAAAGAUGGUCGUUAUUGGAACUGUUUAUUGUGAUUUGAAAUUUAAACCUAAUGUUUUAGAUGACCUUUCGAGAGAAGUAAGUACUACUAGUAGUUUGAAGAAAUGGGUUUCUAAAGAUGAUCAACAGAUCACGGUCAUGUUAGAAGACGAAUCUGGUAGGAUCAAACUAUUAUUUGAUCAUCCAGAAGAGUUUAAUUUCGUCACUGGUACAGUGAUGGCAGUUUUAGGAGAAGAAACUGAGAAUGGAGAUUUCAAAGUACAUGAGAUAGUGAAUGCAGGAGUACCGAAACAAAGCAUUCGAUCCGACCUCAAAGAAGAAGAAAAAGAAGCAUGGGUCGGAAUCAUUUCAGGUUUAGAUUUAGAUGGAAUCGAAGCUAUCAGAUUAGAUCAUCGAUGUGAAGUUUUAUCAGAUUGGUUAAAUGGUCAAAUCGGAUCUGAAGAAGAAAAGUCUUUAGGAUUAAGUGUGAGUAGGCUGAUUAUUGCUGGAAAUUCAGUGAGAGCUUCUAGUUCAAGUUCUAAUCCGAUUAAAAAACGUUACGGUUAUGAUCCUUCAAGUUAUACGGCUUUACCUAUCGAAAGAUUAGAUCAAGUUUUAGCUGAAAUCGAUUUACCAAUCGAUUUGAUUCCUGGUUCAAAUGAUCCGACUACUCAAGCUUUACCACAACAACCUUUACAUCAAUGUUUAUUACCUAAAUCGAAUUUUGAAAAACAGAAUAAUAAUCUUGUGAAUGGUCCUAAUCCUUGGUGGGCGAAGAUUGGUGGACAAACGUUCUUAGGUACAUCAGGCCAAAAUCUAGAUGAUGUUUAUAGAUAUGUAACACAUGAAGAUCGAUUGAAACUAGCUAUUCAAAUGUUAGAAUGGAAUCAUAUCUCACCCACUUCACCUGAUACACUUUGGUGUUAUCCUUUUAAAGAUCAUGAUCCAUUUAUUUUAGAAGAAUUACCUAAAGUGUUCUUUAUUGGAAAUCAACCCAAGUUUGAAACCGAAUUAGUCACUUUUCCAUCAGAUGAUCAAACUAAAAUGAUUCUGGUACCAAGGUUUUCAAAAACGGGUAUCAUCGUUUUAAUUAAACCUUCUACAUUGGAAUGUAAGAGUAUUACACUUUUAAAAGAAAUGGUCAAAGGUUCAAACGAAUCGGAUGAUGAAGAGAAUCAUGAAGAUUUGAUUGAAAAUGAAAAAAUCGAAUUCGAAAUGGAUGAAGAUGAUGAAGAUGAAUAA
Molecule: messenger RNA, 1443 nt
Organism: Melampsora larici-populina 98AG31
Lineage: Eukaryota; Fungi; Basidiomycota; Pucciniomycetes; Pucciniales; Melampsoraceae
Exons: 7
Coding region: 1-1443 (480 amino acids)
Biological process (GO): DNA strand elongation involved in DNA replication; DNA replication
Cellular component (GO): delta DNA polymerase complex
Molecular function (GO): DNA binding
Source: RefSeq, a predicted model, not a curated record